Messenger RNA from Penicillium diatomitis, 411 nucleotides. RefSeq lists its product as uncharacterized. The coding region runs from base 1 to 411 and encodes 136 amino acids. Gene Ontology annotation, biological process: vesicle-mediated transport. Gene Ontology annotation, cellular component: intracellular membrane-bounded organelle. The record is from RefSeq and is a predicted model, not a curated record. Lineage: Eukaryota; Fungi; Ascomycota; Eurotiomycetes; Eurotiales; Aspergillaceae. The transcript is spliced from 3 exons.
AUGGCUGUCCUUGCACGAUAUUACUGUUCUGGUUAUUAUUAUAACGAUUGCUACAGCAGUAGCUGGGACCUCUGGGGUCGAUGGGUAGCAUUUGCAGUCAUUGUCGGCUCUGCCUCAAUGCUCGUCGUCGCCGCCGUCGUGGUAUCCGCCCCAUCACGGGCACAGGAUGGAUGGCCCCUCCCCCCAGGGCCUCCCCCUCCAAACCAGCCUUAUUACGGCGGAAUCCAGAAUGAUCUCUAUGGCUCACCACCUCCUCCACAAUACUCGGCCAAUCCCCAGAAUUAUGGCUACUUUGGCGCGCAACAUUCUGGACCACAGCAAAACGGCAUCGAGCUGCAACAACCGGCCCCUACCCACGCUGGUGCGCGGACUUAUAGCCCACCUCCCGGCCCGCCCCCUCCGAAGGUGUAG